This is a messenger RNA of Mytilus trossulus (common blue mussel), 1314 nucleotides long. RefSeq names its product neuronal acetylcholine receptor subunit alpha-2-like. Gene Ontology annotation, cellular component: synapse; neuron projection; plasma membrane. Gene Ontology annotation, molecular function: excitatory extracellular ligand-gated monoatomic ion channel activity; transmitter-gated monoatomic ion channel activity involved in regulation of postsynaptic membrane potential; transmembrane signaling receptor activity. Lineage: Eukaryota; Metazoa; Mollusca; Bivalvia; Mytilida; Mytilidae. The coding region runs from base 1 to 1314 and encodes 437 amino acids. The transcript has 6 exons. The record is from RefSeq and is a predicted model, not a curated record. Gene Ontology annotation, biological process: regulation of membrane potential; signal transduction; nervous system process.
AUGGAAUUGCCAACUUUUUGCCAAACAGCUUCUGCAGAUGAUGUCGCCAGACUUCAGGAUAACCUCUUUAAAGACUACAGGAAAAGUAUACGUCCUGUCAAUAAUCAACAUGAUGCUGUUCAAGUCAACAUAUCAUUCUUUAUUAUAAUGAUACAUGAUUUGGAUCUAAAAAAUCAAGUCUUGUCAUCCAAUACGUGGCUGAGAAUCGCAUGGAAAGACCAAUUCUUGCACUGGAAUAAAAGUCAAUACAAUAACCUGACGGAAAUACUUGUCUCACGUAAUGACGUCUGGACACCUGAUUUACUCGUAGAAAAUACGGCUUAUGGAUACAGGGAAUUGGGUAUUGAUGGAAUGUAUAUCAACCUUGAUUAUACAGGUCUCAUGAUCUGGGAGCCAGGAGUUGUGAUGCAAACGAUAUGCGAGGUUGAUAUAGCAAAAUAUCCCUUUGAUCACCAGUUCUGUGGAAUACGUGUCAUGUCAUGGAUGCACACGAACAGAUCAUUGAACGUUGUUGUUGAAAGAAAUACUGUUGAUGUAACGAAUUAUUACCCCAAUGGAGAGUGGGACUUAGCCUCUACUUCUGUUUCAGCAUUUUCACCUGAUGACGGCUCGUACAAUCAUGGGGAAAUUCUUCCUGGAGCUGAAGCUGUAUUGCGAUUGCGUAGAAGGCCGGUUUACUAUAUCAUAUCCACUAUACUUCCAAUAUCAAUGUUGUCCUUGUUAAAUGUGUUAGUGUUUCUACUACCGACAAGCACGGGUGAGAAAAUGACAUUAGCUGUAACAGUAUUACUGUCCUUCACUGUUUUUAUGAGUGUUGUUAAUGAGGUGAUGCCAAAGACAUCUAAUAGUGUUUCCAUACUCGCUGUCUACCUUACCAUGUUAUUGUCACUAAGCGGACUUUCUGUUGCAUCAACUGUACUUGUCUUGUAUUUUCAUCAUCGGAAUAGAAGUCGAGGAAAUCGAUAUCCAGAUCGCACGAAUGAAAUUCAUACUUCUAGGCUUUAUCGUAUCAAUCGACCAGAAAAUAAUAACCGCAAUAAAAGUUUAAGCAAGAAUGGAAUAAAACCUUCCACUGAAAGACUUCUUGAUGACUAUAUGGAUAUAGCUGACUCCUCUGAAAACUUCAGUGUAGAGGAAAAAGAUUCAUGUUGUAAAUCUCUAAGGAAGAAAUUUAAAAGACGUACUCAUUCCUGUCAAUGUCACACGUCUAGUAGUACCUUUGCCGACCGAUUAGAUCGAACCAUGUUCAUAGUUGUAACUAUUCUAACUGUUUUAUCUACAGCAAUAGCGAUGAUACUACUAGUUUACUGGUAG